UGGCGGUGAAUGUUAUUGUGGUGAGGACGCGCCGAGCUCUGAUCGCUGAAGAGACUUUUCUAGAAGACAGAGCAGCGUGUAAAGUAAAUUAUUGUGGAAGAUGCCGUACGCCAACCAGCCGACGGUGAAAAUCACAGAGCUGACGGACGAAAAUGUGAAGUUUGUGAUCGAGAACACGGACCUGGCGGUGGCCAACUCCAUCAGGCGAGUGUUUAUGUCCGAGGUUCCAACUAUCGCAAUCGACUGGGUUCAGAUUGACGCCAAUUCUUCGGUUCUCCAUGACGAGUUCAUCGCGCACAGAGUGGGACUCAUACCGCUGACCAGCGAUGACAUCGUAGACAAAAUGCAGUACUCAAGGGACUGCACAUGUGACGAUUUCUGUCCAGAAUGUUCAGUCGAACUCACACUGGAUGUGAGAUGCACGGAAGAUCAGACGCGUCACGUGACCUCGCGGGAUCUGCUGUCCAAUAACCCUCGAGUUAUUCCUGUGACGUCCAGAAGCCGAGAUAACGACCCCAACGACUACGUAGAGCAGGAUGACAUUCUGCUGGUAAAGCUCCGAAAGGGUCAGGAGCUCCGAUUGCGAGCGUACGCCAAGAAGGGCUUUGGUAAAGAACACGCCAAGUGGAACCCGACAGCGGGUGUGGCCUUCGAGUACGACCCAGAUAACGCACUGAGACACACAGUGUACCCCCGUCCUGAAGAAUGGCCAAAGAGCGAGUACUCCGAGCUUGAGGAGGAAGAAGUGCAAGCUCCAUACGACCCUAACGGCAAACCGGAGCGGUUUUAUUAUAAUGUAGAGUCGUGCGGUUCUCUCCGGCCCGAGACGAUCGUGAUGUCUGCGCUCGCUGUGCUCAAGAAGAAACUGAGCGACCUGCAGACGCAGCUAAGCCACGAGAUCCAGAGUGACGUCCUUACCAUCAAUUAAGGGGGAGAGUUUGAUUUUUUUUUUUUUUUUUUUUUUUUUUUGUGUGUGUGUAGAGAGAUGUACAGCAGGGAGUGGGUUUAUAUUUUUUUUUUACCUUGUUGGAUGUUGAUUGUGGGGAUGAACCCACAAAUAAAUAAUCUUGAUAAAUGCAAAA
This is a messenger RNA of Clarias gariepinus (North African catfish), 1082 nucleotides long. RefSeq names its product RNA polymerase II subunit C (gene polr2c). NCBI's taxonomy places the organism in Eukaryota, Metazoa, Chordata, Actinopteri, Siluriformes, Clariidae. Gene Ontology annotation, biological process: DNA-templated transcription. Gene Ontology annotation, cellular component: RNA polymerase II, core complex. The record is from RefSeq and is a predicted model, not a curated record. The transcript has 9 exons. The coding region runs from base 101 to 928 and encodes 275 amino acids. Gene Ontology annotation, molecular function: protein dimerization activity; DNA-directed RNA polymerase activity.